Ziziphus jujuba (common jujube) is the source of this 1239-nucleotide messenger RNA. Its product is annotated as nifU-like protein 2, chloroplastic. Gene Ontology annotation, biological process: iron-sulfur cluster assembly. Gene Ontology annotation, molecular function: iron ion binding; iron-sulfur cluster binding. Gene Ontology annotation, cellular component: mitochondrion; chloroplast stroma. The transcript has 4 exons. Bases 253 to 951 code for a protein of 232 amino acids. NCBI's taxonomy places the organism in Eukaryota, Viridiplantae, Streptophyta, Magnoliopsida, Rosales, Rhamnaceae. The record is from RefSeq and is a predicted model, not a curated record.
AGAAAUAAUAAACCAACGGCGCCAAACGAACCCAACACGACUUCGCGAGAUUGCAAGAGAUUUGUUGUCCCGAUUCCCUUUUCUUUGAUCUUCUGUAUUCCCUCUGGCCGUUGUAUUUGCUUGUUUGGUUGCUGAGAAAAAGUAACCCCAAAAGAAAGAUAUAGAGAAGUAAUAUAAUUUAUUUAUUUAUUCAUUCCUUGUAUUAUCAAAAGAUUCGAUUUUGAUAUUUUGCUCGAGAUUGGAGUAGCAAAUAUGCGAGCCGUCGUGCUGAAUUCAUCAUCGUUCUCUACAACCCAACAACCACUUCAACUUCAACCAUCAGCCUCCAAGCGUUGGAGUUCAUUACGAGGCAACGCGCAUGAUUAUUCCAUCAGAGAGCAGAAUCUAGUGCGCCCAACCUCACGUCGUCGUUCCCUUCGCAUAAGCUUGCCAUCCACUUCACCACGGAUAGUUGUGAAGGCUGUUGCUACUCCAAAUUCAGCGGUGGAAUUGCCACUAACUGCAGAGAAUGUUGAAAGUGUAUUGGAUGAAGUCCGUCCAUAUCUCAUGGCAGAUGGUGGCAAUGUGGCAUUACAUGAAAUCGAUGGCAAUGUGGUACGCUUGAAGCUACAGGGCGCAUGUGGCUCAUGUCCAAGUUCUGUUAUGACAAUGAAAUUGGGUAUUGAACGUCGUUUAAUGGAGAAGAUACCGGAAAUAGUUGCAGUGGAACCAAUCACCGAUGAAGAAACUGGUCUGGAGCUGAAUGAAGAAAAUAUAGAGCAGGUGCUUGAGGAAAUAAGACCUUAUCUUGUUGGAGCAGCUGGUGGAUCUCUUGAACUCGAGGCAAUUGAAGAGCCAAUAGUAAAGAUCCGGAUCACUGGUCCAGCCGCAGGGGUUAUGACUGUGAGGGUUGCUGUUACUCAGAAAUUGAGGGAGAAAAUCCCAGCAAUUGCAGCAGUUCAGCUUUUAUAAUUUCCUUUCAUGGAAACAAAAAGGAACCUCUCAAAUGGUUUCUUUUUGUUAAACUUGUGCAGAUAAAAGAGUGGUGUAUGACCUAUUUAAGCCUUUACCAAUUGCAUUCGUUAUAGGAUUCUUAUGUACAGGCUUAUAUUGUUUAGUUAGAUGCAACGAAGUGUUUGGGAGGAAAUUUGAGCAUGGGCCUCUAAUGUGCUCUUCACAGCUUCUGCAUAGAUUUGUGAGUAAAAUCUGUAUUGCUAAUUUGCUACAAUAAAAUUUAAUAUAGCAUCUUUGGUUAAAUUA